Molecule: messenger RNA, 2916 nt
Organism: Hemiscyllium ocellatum (epaulette shark)
Lineage: Eukaryota; Metazoa; Chordata; Chondrichthyes; Orectolobiformes; Hemiscylliidae
Product: ADP-ribosylation factor 6-like
Exons: 3
Coding region: 727-1257 (176 amino acids)
Biological process (GO): intracellular protein transport; vesicle-mediated transport
Cellular component (GO): cytoplasm
Molecular function (GO): GTP binding; GTPase activity
Source: RefSeq, a predicted model, not a curated record
UAUUCUGUGGGAUCCAUAUUGAUCACUGUUUUCCGUUGAAUAAUAACAGCUCCAAAAUGGCUUCCAAUACGCAACAGAAACUGCAAUGUACACACCACAAUUCGUUAUUUAGAUCGGACGGAGGAAGUAGGCGGAGUUGAUACCGAACAUCGACGAAGCUUCAUUUUAUGACAGUAGACACACUUCAGAAGUAAUUGAUUGGUUGUGAAUUGCAUCAGGACAGCAUGAACGUGAAAUAUUAGUUCCUUCCUACAUUGUGAUAAACAGGUGGCGUUUAGAGGCCUGAGUAAUAAGGCCUUAAACCUACUAAAUAGAAGAGAACGAAGGAGUCAAAACAGUUUCACUCGAUCUGCACUUUUCUGCUAAUCUGUUUGGUUAAUUGGGGUCUUUACAAACUGAGAAUUGCUCUGUUAUUGUGAAGCUGAUGAAUUUCAGAAGCUAAUCAUCUUACUUUCUCGAGCCGAUAUUUACUGCUACAACUAGAGCAGGAGGAAAACUUUUUUCAUUCAUAUUUGAUUUUGACUUAACAAGCAAGAAGAAUCUGGGAGAACAGUGAGAGAUUUCGCUUUGGUGUUACCUUUUCUGCAACAGGUUGUCACUCCUUUGUGCUUUUUUUCCUCAAAUACUUCAAAGGCUGUGUUAAUAUUUUGAGAAAUCUGACGUUAAAAUAUCAGUAUUAAUCCAGUAUUGUUUGUGAGAACAUAUUUUGCAUUGAUUAUUUUAAUAAUGGGGAAAUUCCUGUCAAAGAUUUUUGGAAACAAAGAAAUGCGAAUUCUGAUGCUGGGCCUGGAUGCAGCUGGAAAGACUACAGUGCUAUACAAACUCAAACUGGGACAGCCUGUCAGUACAACUCCAACCGUAGGCUUUAAUGUGGAGACAGUGACUUACAAAAAUGUUCGGUUCAAUGUCUGGGAUGUAGGUGGUCAGGAUAAGAUCAGACCUCUUUGGAGGCACUAUUAUACAGGGACCCAGGGGUUGAUCUUUGUGGUGGACUGUGCUGACAGAGACCGCAUUAACGAAGCCAGACAAGAGCUAUAUCGCAUCAUAAAUGACAGAGAAAUGCGCAAUGCUAUUAUUCUAAUCUUUGCAAACAAGCAAGACCUGCCUAAUGCCAUGAAACCCAUUGAGCUCCAGGAGAAACUGGGCCUGAAUAGGAUUCAAGAUCGUAACUGGUAUGUUCAGCCUUCCUCAGCAACCACUGGAGAUGGACUGUAUGAAGGGCUAACCUGGCUAACUUCUAAUUACAAAACAUCUUGAGAACAAAGUUAAAACUUACAGAGAUGUUGCAUAUGAACUUCAUACCCGUUGCCUUCAAUUUGCAACAGAGUGGAACUGCUUCAAAGAAAAGAUGCUUUUAACAAUGUAGGAGGAAUGGCUAGACCAUUAUAAGAGCAACUUGGCACUUGGUAAAGAUUUGCUUACAGCAACAUUAUUAUCCCAGUUAGCUUUUAUUAUAUGUGGCUUUGACUAUGUCAGAUUGAUUAAAAGUCAGAUUUUUAUUUUCACUGUUGAUCUAUUGGCAGAAUCUGUAUUGAUACCUGGCAGUCCAGUUACAGUGUGUGUGCUACAUUUAAUGGAUAAUCUUUAAGAAUAAGUAUUAAAUUUACAUUAGACUGUUAGUGUUUAUAAAGAACUUCAAAAGUUUGCAAAAAGGCAACCAUAUACUGUAGUUGUUUUUAUUCUCCAAUGUUGUUGAACAUUUAAGCAUCGUAUGUGUUAAAAGUUUACUUAGAGUCAUACAGUUCUAUAGUGUGGAGACAGACUCUUUAGUCCAACUCAUCCAUACUGACCAGAUAUCCUAAAUCAAUCUAGUCCUAUUUGCCAACAUUUGGCCCUUAUUCCUCCUAAAAAUUUCCUAUUCAUAUACCCAUCGUGAUGCCUUUUAAAUGUUGUAAUUGCUCCAGCCUCUUCCCCCCCCACCCCCCCCACUUCCUCUGGCAGCCCAUUCCAUGCAUGCAACACCCUCUGCAUGGAAAUGUUGUUCCUUAGGUCCCUUUUAAAUCUUUCCCUUCUCAUCUUAAACCUAUGCCCUCUAGUUUUGGACUCCCCUACUCCAGGGAAAAGACCUUGGCUACUCUAUUUAUGCCCCUCAUGAUUUUAUAAACCUCUAAUAGGUCAUCGCUCAACCUCCAACACUCCAGGGAAAACUGUUCCAGCCUAUUCAGCCUCUCCCUAUAGCUCAAGUCCUCCAAUCCUGGCAACAUCCUUAUAAAUCUUUUCUGAACCUUAUCAAGUUUCACAAUAUCCUUUCUAUAGCAGGGAAAUCAGAAUUGCACACAAUAUUCCAAAAGUGGCCUAACCAUAGUAACAAAUAUCGUGUUUAUUUUUGAAUAGGUAAAAAUCUUUAAAGCUACAUUACAAAAAAAACUUCAGGUUUUGAAAUGCAGAUUUAAUAUCAUUGCUUGCUGAGAGUGAUAGAAGUAUAAGUUCUUAUAAAGUAAACAUUAGAAGUUUACUUCCUGACACUGGUAUGGAAACAGAAACAAUAUGUUGUGGUAAUAUUACUGUUUUACUAUACUUAAAAGUGUGAAAUAUCAAAGAAAUAUUAGAGUGGAUAUAUUUAUUUUGAUAAUUUGUUCAUGAAUAUUCUCUGUGAUUCAUAAAAUAAUGUGAAAUCCUACCAAUAAUAAAGUGGGAAAUUGCACAAUCGAAAACAAAAUUAAUGUACCUCAUGACUGAUGCUCCUCUAUCACUGAGUUGUCUCACAAUUGAUUGUAUGAACAGUGCAUUUGAUGCCAUUAAUAUAGAAUGGACUUGGAGCACUUACUGAGCCUGAGUGUAAGUUAUUAUAAGAACAAAAAGAAACACUGGAAUUUAACCAGAUUCUGUUACUAAAUUGAGAAUUUGAAUUUACCUGGAACAUGGUUUAUGAAUGCAAUUUUUAUGUUUUGAACUCAGCUGACCUGCAUUUUUCUA